AUGAAACCAUCCUUCGCCAUUUUCCUUCUUUUUGUGGCAUUUCCCUUGUGCCUUUGCGCCAAGUCUUAUGAGAACUACAAGGUUUAUCAAGUGAAUCCAGUUAAGGAAGAUGACCUGAAAGUUCUCAUUCCAUGGACUGAGAAGGAGAAUGUUGACUUCUGGGACACCAGCAAUCAACCCAGGAUAAUGAUCAGUCCAACAGGUCAAGCGGAGUUUGAGGAGUUUCUCACUGAGAACAAUUUGCCAUUCACCACGAUCAUUGAAAAUGUUCAAGAGACGAUCGAUCGGGAACGCUUGGAGCAGAUGGAAUACUUGGUAAAGAAGCGCAUUUCACCUCGUCACACGGAUGAUUUUCAGCACUUCUGGAGCUAUGACGAGAUCAACGCUUAUGUUCGUCAAAUGGCACAAUCUAAUCCGACUUACGUGACUCUGCUAACUCUUGGACAGAGCUUUGAGAAUCGUGAAAUCCUGGGACUGAGGAUCACAGCUCCUGGAGAUGACUCUCAAAGACCAAUCAUCUAUGUCGAUGCCACAAUUCAUGCCCGCGAAUGGAUCGCGCCAAUGGUUGCAGUUUACCUCAUUCACGAACUCGCUGAGCACACAGCCGAUCAUCUCGCUGUGUUGGAAAAUGUGGUGUGGAUAAUUCAGCCUCUGGUGAAUCCCGAUGGUUACGUGUUCACAUCUGCGGACGAUGGCGACAGAUUCUGGCGAAAGACCCGCACGGUCAAUGAGGGAACAGAAUGUUUGGGAGUUGAUGCGAACAGAAACUACGAUCACUACUGGGCCAAUGGUCAAGGAGCAGGAGUUUGCACACUGACUUAUGCUGGCACAGCUCCGUUUUCCGUUGCUGAGAGUCGCAUUGUGCGGGAUGUUGUGCUGCAAAAUGUGGAUCGCAUGAAGCUCUAUGUCAGCACGCAUUCCUAUGGAUCGCUCUUCAUGUAUCCUUUCAGUUCCCACUCAAAUAUCUUCCCGGAGAACUACCGUUUUCAGCAUGAGGCAGGAGACGUCUUCGCCGAGGCCUUGUUCGGUGUCAACGAAACGCCUUACAGAGUUGGGAACGGAGCAGGAAUCCUGGGCAUCUCCUCGGGCACCAGCAAGGACUGGGUCUACUCAGGACCGGGCGUUCCUCUGUCCUACACCCUCGAGCUGCCUCGGGGCGGCACACAGGGCUUCGACCCUCCAGCCACUGCCAUCGAGGGUGUCGUCACAGAAACCUUCGCGGGGCUGCGCGCUAUCGCCGAGUUCGUCAUUGAGCGCUACUAUCCGCUAUCGAACUAA
Messenger RNA from Phlebotomus argentipes, 1278 nucleotides. Its product is annotated as carboxypeptidase B1-like. Lineage: Eukaryota; Metazoa; Arthropoda; Insecta; Diptera; Psychodidae. Gene Ontology annotation, biological process: proteolysis. The transcript has 4 exons. The coding region runs from base 1 to 1278 and encodes 425 amino acids. The record is from RefSeq and is a predicted model, not a curated record. Gene Ontology annotation, molecular function: metallocarboxypeptidase activity; zinc ion binding.